GGAGAGAGAGAACAUCUGUAUACGUUUGUCACUCUUAAGUCACCCCGUUCUGUUUAAACCAACUUCUUCUUCUUCUUCUUCUUCAAAACUUACUCGUUAGGCUUUCACAGCUUCAAUGGCGAUGGCAGCCGCCAGCUGCUCGUUCUCUAUGUUCACCCUUAGCGACGCCUCUCCAAUCCCUUAUUUUGGCUGCCAUUACACGUGGAGAACCUUCUACUCAGAUUUAAUUAGAGUCAAUAAAGCUAUGCCUUCCAAACGAAGAGCUAUAAAGAGAGGCUCAUCCUUUAAUAGAGAAAUCAGCGAAGAGAUGAAAGAUGUUUCUAGGCAGAAGUUGUCUGGAAGAUCGAAAGGUAAAAGAUCAUCUUCACUUCCUGACAGGGGUGGAAUGGAGAUGGGUCAAACCCAAUCAACGGCAUUUAAAUCGCCUGACAUGCGAAGGAAAGACAAGAAAGGUUUUGGGUAUGACCCUAAGGAGCCACAGGUCAGUGGUUCAGGCAGUCUUCAAGAUGCAACUUUUCUCAAUGCAGUCGUGAAGGUUUAUUGCACUCAUACAGCACCUGAUUAUUCCCUUCCCUGGCAAAAACAGAGACAGUAUACAAGUACAGGAAGCGGUUUCAUGAUUGGGGAUGGAAAGCUUUUGACAAAUGCACAUUGUGUUGAACAUGAUACACAGGUCAAAGUGAAGAGAAGAGGAGAUGACACUAAAUUUGUGGCAAAGGUUUUAGCUAGGGGAGUUGAAUGUGACAUUGCUUUGCUUUCAGUAGAGAGUGAGGAAUUCUGGAAAGGAGCUGAGCCACUCUGUUUUGGGCGGCUUCCAUGUCUUCAGGAUGCUGUAACUGUUGUAGGCUACCCACUUGGAGGAGACACCAUAUCAGUGACAAAAGGAGUGGUUUCUCGAAUAGAGGUUACAUCGUAUGCUCAUGGAUCAUCUGACCUGCUUGGCAUUCAAAUUGAUGCAGCAAUAAAUCCAGGAAAUAGUGGUGGUCCUGCAUUCAAUGAUGUGGGGGAGUGUAUUGGGGUGGCAUUUCAGGUUUACAGAUCUGAAGAUGCUGAAAAUAUUGGAUAUGUAAUUCCCACGACAGUCAUUUCUCAUUUCUUGGAAGACUAUGAAAGAAAUGGGAAGUAUACUGGAUUCCCUUGCCUUGGAGUCUUGCUUCAGAAGUUGGAGAAUUCAGCACUUCGUGCAUGCUUAAAAGUGCAAUCUAAUGAGGGCGUUUUGGUACGGAGAGUUGAGCCCACUUCUGCUGCAAAUAAUGUUUUGAAAGAGGGGGACGUGAUCGUAAGCUUUGAUGAUGUUCGUGUAGGAUGUGAAGGAACUGUGCCAUUUCGAUCAACUGAGCGCAUAGUAUUCCACUAUCUAAUAAGUCAAAAGUUUGCAGGUGAUGUGGCAGAGCUUGGUAUUAUUCGAAAGGGAACUUCUAUGAAAGUUCAAAUAGCACUAAAUCCACGGGUGCAUUUGGUCCCUUACCACAUUGAAGGAGGCCAACCUUCUUAUCUGAUUAUUGCUGGACUUGUGUUCACGCCACUCUCAGAACCUCUUAUUGAUGAGGAACGUGAAGACACCAUAGGGUUGAAACUAUUGGUGAAGGCACGGUAUUCAUUGGCCAAGUUCAAAGGGGAACAGAUAGUGAUCCUCUCGCAGGUCUUGGCAAAUGAGGUGAACAUCGGAUAUGAGGAAAUGGGCAAUCAGCAGGUUCUAAAGUUCAAUGGAACUCCAAUAAAAAACAUACGACACUUGGCAUAUCUCGUUGACUCAUGCAAGGACAAGUAUUUAGUCUUCGAGUUUGAAGACAACUUCCUUGCGGUCUUCGUACGGGAAGCUGUUUCUUCGACCACACCUCGCAUCCUCAAGGAUUAUGGGAUUCCAUCUGAGAGGUCUUCAGAUCUGUUGGAGCCGUAUCUGGAUUCGUCAGAAUGUGACCAAAUAAUAAAUCAUGACAUCUGCGACAGUCCAGUCUCAAAUUCGGAAAUUGGGUUCGAUGGACUUCUUUGGGCAUGAGAAGAAAAUUCAGAUUGGGCAGGAUUCAUUUCCUCAAGAGACUGUCUUUGAGGUACACAUCUUUGGAGGGACAGACAUAUGACAUUAGAUUUUGGAUUACCCACUGUCACAAUCAGAGUCACAUUCUUCAUGUUGGUUUUAUUUUUUGGUGUCAUCCAACAGCAUGCACCAAGUGGCUGUUAUUGUUUCUCCUUUCAAAAUUCAGGUUCAGAUAAUAAAAUAUAGCUCUCUUGGAAUUUUGGUUCA
Macadamia integrifolia is the source of this 2245-nucleotide messenger RNA. Its product is annotated as protease Do-like 2, chloroplastic. The transcript has 21 exons. Lineage: Eukaryota; Viridiplantae; Streptophyta; Magnoliopsida; Proteales; Proteaceae. Gene Ontology annotation, molecular function: serine-type endopeptidase activity; protein binding. The record is from RefSeq and is a predicted model, not a curated record. Gene Ontology annotation, biological process: proteolysis. The coding region runs from base 116 to 1999 and encodes 627 amino acids.